This is a messenger RNA of Stylophora pistillata, 5651 nucleotides long. RefSeq names its product telomerase reverse transcriptase. The record is from RefSeq and is a predicted model, not a curated record. NCBI's taxonomy places the organism in Eukaryota, Metazoa, Cnidaria, Anthozoa, Scleractinia, Pocilloporidae. Gene Ontology annotation, cellular component: telomerase catalytic core complex. Gene Ontology annotation, molecular function: telomerase RNA binding; telomerase activity; telomeric repeat DNA binding. Gene Ontology annotation, biological process: telomere maintenance via telomerase.
AUGGCGACCAAACAGGCAAAGAAGAGGAAUAAAAUCCAAAUUUGCAAAAUCCCACAGAUUAUUGGAUCGUUUUACGCUAAGCAUUUUGUGUUGAUUCGCUAUAUACGUGAGGUCCAACAAGAUAAAGCUCUCAAGCUCAUCCAAGAUGGCGAUCCUGACGAGUAUCGACUUCUUCUGAAAACGACUUUGAUCGCGGUUCCGCGGGAUCAGCCAGUCACGCCGCCAUUUAAGCCAAGUAAAACACAAUGGUUUACCCUUAAGGAAAUAACUGUUAGAGUUAUUGAACACUUUUGCCGUGGGAACAAGACAAAUGUUUUAGCAUACGGCUUUGAGUCGUUGACUGGAUAUGGAAAGAAGGGAAUAGUGGCUGGGACGGUUGGAAUCCAGAACAGCUAUCCCAACACUGUUGUAAGUUAUUUGCGAACAGCGAGAGCCUGGAAGCUGCUUCACGAGCGUAUAGGAGACGACUUGAUGAUCCAUUUGUUACAAAAUUUGUCCAUAUUUGCCAAGGUGAACUCGUGUUAUUUCCAAGUCGCUGGUUAUCCCAUAACGCGAUUGAGUAGAAUGACAUCAGCAGAUGUGUUCACUCCACUUCCCGUAAAAAAAGCAGAAGAAACAGUAGAAGAUAGAGGUACUUUGAAUGCGAUAUUAAAUCGAAAAUCGAGAAGAGGUGGCAAGCGAGCUCGGAGAUAUCGUGAAAAUGUCAGAGCCAAAGUAAACUGCUCUGAAUUAGCUGAUGCAAUUUCAACUACGGAUCACCCGCCUGUAUUCUCAAGAGCUCCUGUCCAAAUGAACGCAAACAGUAGCAGUGUUGUUACUCAUCUCGCUGAAGUACCCCAGAGCAGUGGAAAACGAAAGCGUGACAGUUUGGACAGCGAUGAUGUUUCAAGAGAUAAUCCAAAUCCAUCUAAAAAGCAGUCAAGCACAAAUUCUAACGUCCUCAAAAGUACCUCGCCCUUGUUGUCGGAAGACGGUCUGAUCAAUGUUGAAAUUACAGCAAAGUCAUUCUUGGAGAGUGCGACAGCUGUUACAGUUGCUGAUGCAGAUCAGGCUAAAGUUGGGAAAGAAUUUUCCGAUGUAGUAAUGUCAAAUACCACUGACCUUGUAGAUUCAUCUGAAACUCAGGGUAGCGUUAUCAGCAAAACCUCUCGAGAACAACCAAAGGAGCCGAGAUUGAAGUAUCAGGGUGGUCUGGUUUUCCCACAGCCUGUCGGUGUUGAGGAACAAACACAUGUUCAAACUUUGAAAAGAAAGAAAUCUGUUUCUAUUGCAGUGAGGGUCGAGAACGAGAAGAAUGAAGCGACGGGUGGAAGUAAACCGUGGAAAUAUCUGAUCAAGUUUCUUCGGAAAGGAAAACAAAAGGGGACUGCUCAGAGUAACAGCCAGCUUAAAGAGGCAAGUAAACAGCAGAUCGAUGACAGCAGAGGAAGCUCAAGUUUGAAGAAAAACAGAAAGAGUAUCUGUUUGAACGAGAUGUUAAUACCUCGCUCAAAAAUGUUUUAUACCUCGAAUCUUUCCCAAACGUUCCCAAAGAACCAUAUUGUGGAGUCAUUACCUGUGAGUAUGGCUGGAGCGCGCAAGCUGGCUCAACAUAUUUUUCUGCAAGGUACGUUUUUAGGCGCCUGUGGCGAUCGGGGAGGGAUGAAGAAAGAUGAAAGAAAAGAGCCAAAUGUCAACAUCGUGAAUCAGGCAGCUGUUGAAAAACCUGAUGGGUCUAAUACUCUGAAGCUUACCCCACGGAGGAAACAGAAGCCUUUUCGUCUGCCAAAGAGGCUGAAGACUAUAGUGCCAAUGUUACACAAGUUCCUGGCAAGGCACCACAAGUGUCCAUUCAGAACCUUGGUAAAGCUGUAUUGCCGUUACGAUUUUGGAAGACCGGUGAUCAAAAGUGGAAAAAAGAAAAGGAUGCUGGAAAGAAUUCCUUUUGGUGUAAAGAUGGUUUAUCACAAGCUAUGUCUAAAGAGUCGGGCGAAGUCUACUCAAAGGAAGCGUCGCGCCCAGAGAAAAGUAAAGGUUGACGUAGUGAGGUAUCGUCGAGCUGUUAGUAUGUUUACAGAACAUCAUCAGGUGGUUGGCUUCCUGAAGGGUAUAUGUAAGAAAGUAGUUCCAAAAGAAAUUUGGGGGUCUCCAGGAAACAAAGAAACAUUCUUUCGAAAUCUGGGGAAGUUCAUCCGCCUCUAUCGAGCGGAAAAGUUCUCUCUUGCUCAGAUGAUGUCAGGAAUCAAGGUUUCUAGCUGCAAGUGGCUUCAAUUGAGGAAGAGCGGAAGUGGAAAGCGCGUUGCAUUGUCUGACUCUGUGAAGCAGUUGGAACUUUUAGCGCAGUUCAUGUGGUGGUUGGUGAACAGUUAUCUUAUGACUGUGCUGAAAACCUUCUUCUACAUCACAGAGACUGGCAUUCACCGUCAGAGGGUUUUUUAUUAUAGAAAGCCUAUCUGGGAAACGAUCCAACAGUUUAGUCUUCGUACAUUUUGUGAUGAAUUCUUCAAGCCGUUGAAAACCGCAACAGCAGAGAACCUACUUCGCGCGCAAAAUUCACUGGGGUUCUCUCUGCUUAGGUUUUUGCCGAAGACGUCAACUGUCCGCCCUAUUACCAACAUGCGUCACUGUCCUACAAGCAAGGAGCUGUCAGUGAAUUCAAAACUGAAGAAUUUGUUUGAAGUUGUUAAGUUCGAGAAAGAGCGCAACCCAGAAAAGAUGGGCACUACAUUGUUUGGGACUGAUGAUCUUUACCGGGCACUAAAGCCGUUUUCCACUCGCUCACGCACUCGUUUGGAGGGGAAACCGCUGUACUUUGUACACGUUGACGUAAGCCAUUGCUACGAGUCUAUCCUCCAUCAGAAACUUUUUGACAUCAUGAAGGAAGUGCUGGAGGAGGAGGAAUACCUCAUUCGACGGUUUGCUUUGUUGCGCAUGUCUGGUGGAAAGGUAUACAGAGAGUUUUCUAAGGACGUCAGUACCGCAGAUGAUUGCCGUCUGUUCCCAGAUUUCUUUCGCUCACUUGUGGUCGAGUGGAAACUGAGGCAAGUGGUCGUUGUGGAUAACGUUUGGUAUGCAACAGAGGACCGCGACAAGUUGAUUAAAUUAUUGGAAGAACAUAUAUUUAAUAACUUCGUCAAGAUUGGUAACAAAUAUUACCAGCAGAAGAGGGGAAUCGCACAAGGUUCCAUCCUAUCCACAAUGCUUUGCGGUUACUAUUAUAGUCAGAUGGAGAGGACCCACCUGUCUGAAAUAGCCCAGGAUACAGACUCCCUCCUGCUAAGAUGGGUGGACGACUUUCUGUUUGUCACUCCACACCGUCGGCUGGCUGACAAGUUCCUGAAUACAAUGCGUGCUGGUAUUCCUGAGUAUGGGUGUGUCAUUAAUCAUGACAAAACGCUGACCAACUAUACUGCAGUCACAGCUGAUGGCCACAAGGUGACAAGGAUUGGAGUGAGCGAUCGUUUUCCUUGGUGCGGCUUUCUUUUGGAUACAGUCACACUUGAAGUUUCACCGGACUUGUCCCGGUAUACAGGGUCCCUCUUAAGGGACUCGUUGACUGUGUCCCUGGAUGCACAUCCUGGUGAAGCCCUUAGUAAGAAGCUCCGGUACUCCGUACGCCCAAAGUGCCAUCCAUUGCUCCUGGACCCAAAUAUGAACACGCGCGAGAACACCCUGUUGAACGUGUUCCAUGUGUUCCUGUUAACAGCGUACAAGUUCCACACUUACGUCAAAGAGCUACCACGAGGUAGCAAACCAAAGGAUAACCCAUCUUUUUUUGCCCGAAUGAUUCUGGAUUUGGCGCAGUAUUUCUACUCAACCAGUGCUCGUAAGUGCCUCCAGCUGUCUCCAAAUGAAAGUGCGUUCUCAUUGGACGAGCACGAAGUCACGUGGCUUUGUUUGUACGCCUUUCAGAUGUGUCUUCGCAGAACGCAGUCUCGAUAUCGCGAAAUUCUGACAUUUCUGAGGAAAAGCUUGUCACAGAUACAUUUGUCUGAUCGGAUUAAACUGCCAACCACUCCUUGGAAUGCAGCUUUGACUAAGCUCGUGCGAAUGAAGAAGAGGUCUCACAGUGCUCUUCUCGAGGAAUCUUGCCAGUGAAAUUCAAGAGAGAACAAAAAGUCAUGGAGGAUCUUAAAAUGUCUGAGGCUUUCAGGAACGAUGUUUUAUUAUAUAUUUGCCUGGACGCUGUGGGGCGUGUACAUGAUUUAGAAUCUGUCAUGCAUCAGUGACCAAUCCAAUUUGUAAACCUAACACAAUGAAAAGAAGCCAAAGGGGAUUUCUUAAAUUUUGUGAUAAUUCUCUCCGCGUGGUUUUAGCGUCGCGUUUCUGUUUUUCAUGAAAUACGGCAACAAAGAAACGUUAUUAGUUUUUCAUUCAGAACAUGAAAAAUUACCACUGCUGGUUUUUAAAUUCUUAGUUUUUCGCCGCAAAUUUAUCAGCAUUUUUGUUGAAACCCUGAAAGUUUUUACGAAGAUUUUCAGCUGUGUCUCGUGAUUUUCAGUUGCGAAUGGUAAUUGUAUCUACCGUGGUGCAAGAUGAUCCGUUCGUUCGGCUGUCAUUCUCCCUGCAUGUGGCAUUUUACUGUUUCCUUUGAGGGAUUUUACAUCUGCCCUUGUCAGUUUGUUUGCUGUAUAUAUUCACUUUCGGUGACAUUUGAAGUACUUUUAGUGCUGAUUAUUUGAGGAAAUAAUUAGUCAGGCCUACCUUUUUAAUCAUUAGUGUAAAAGGUAGCUGUCUUUCCACUGUCUUUCUUGGCGAGUCAUCCAUAAUUUACUGAGGCCUGUCAGAAAUUAGCAACGAUAAGGAUUUAUUUCUUCCUCAAAAGCAGCACUAAGUUCACGGGCUAAAUUAAAAUGAGUCUCUGGUUUGUAACUACAAUUGUUUUCUUUUUUCGUUAAGUUGCCGUAUGGUAAAAGCUUAAUCUUGUCUCAGGAUGGAUUAAGUUCUUGGAUAUCCUAUUCAUGAAUGAAACUGUCACAAAAUUACCUUUUUUCCGUGCAGUACAAUAAUGAAAUUAUUAAAGAUGUUCGCUAUCCUUCUGAAUCAGGGCCAAAUUUUUUUCUUUUGACAACGCAAGUCAAAGCUUUUAUGUCUAGACAAUUACUUCGAUCUAAAUCUUUUCUUUUUCAUUGCCAACAUUAUAUUGUUCUAAGCCAGUUAGGAACUUAGCUAUAUUUAGCUUUCAAUUCGCCAUUACUGUCUUUAAUAUCAAUACCUUUGCAGUGGAUUAUUCUAAUGCUCAAUUUAAUUUAUCAACCCGUUUUGAUCUUGAGACAUUACCGUCCUUCGCCUUUGUUUCUUUCAGUUUCGAUGUUCUGAAAUUUUUCAUCGGGGUUGAGUAGCCGGCUUGCGUGAUGGUUCACGACAGUAAGUUACUAUCUCGCACACUGCGAUGGGGCACUAAAAUAUGUCAACCGCUAAAGCCAUUACGGUUUUAUCUUUGAGGUCAUUUUUUCUUUAUUUUGUUCACGUAAUUCUGUGUCCGCCAAUAUUUUUCAUUAGAUUUUUAAAAAGGAUGAAUCUAAAGCUAGGCAAAUCCGGUUCGUGUGUAAAGAUCAUUGUGCCAAAUAAACUAUCUUUGGUUUUGUGUGAUCGUUCAUCCAAUUACGUCAAGAAAGUAUGCACGUAUUUGUUUCAUUCAAGGACUGAAUUGACAGCAAGAAUUCACCGAU